Molecule: messenger RNA, 369 nt
Organism: Purpureocillium lilacinum
Lineage: Eukaryota; Fungi; Ascomycota; Sordariomycetes; Hypocreales; Ophiocordycipitaceae
Cellular component (GO): cytosol
Molecular function (GO): deaminase activity
Source: RefSeq, a predicted model, not a curated record
AUGCAGCCGGUCUUCACUUCCAGGGGAGUGACACCCAUCGGACCGUACUCGCAGGCCAUCAAAGCCAAUGGCUUGGUCUUCGUUUCGGGCCAAAUACCUGCAGAAACAGACGGGAAGCUCAUUGAGGGUACCACGGCGAUGAAGACGCAUAAAAUGUGUCAGAAUGCAAAGGCCGUUCUAGAGGCUGCCGGGUCUGGCCUUGACAAGGUCGUCAAGGUCACGGUAUACUUCCAGAACAUGGAUGACUUCAAAGAGAUGAAUGAGAUCUAUGCGACUUACUUCCCGCACAAGCCUGCGCGGAGUUCUUGCGAGGCCAGGAGAUUGCCAGCAAGCGCGAGCAUGGAAAUGGACAUCAUAGCUCUAUACUAG